Ctenopharyngodon idella (grass carp) is the source of this 2691-nucleotide messenger RNA. RefSeq names its product ALX homeobox 3 (gene alx3). Gene Ontology annotation, molecular function: DNA-binding transcription factor activity, RNA polymerase II-specific; RNA polymerase II transcription regulatory region sequence-specific DNA binding. The record is from RefSeq and is a predicted model, not a curated record. Lineage: Eukaryota; Metazoa; Chordata; Actinopteri; Cypriniformes; Xenocyprididae. Gene Ontology annotation, biological process: regulation of transcription by RNA polymerase II. The transcript is spliced from 6 exons. The coding region runs from base 719 to 1855 and encodes 378 amino acids.
AUUAACUUCUGCUCGGUAAUUAACGGGGCUCCUUCUGAUGCCUUUUAGCAUCACUGUAAUGAAAGACGGCGUUUUUACUCUCUCUUUUUCAUCUUAAUCUCGUCUGUGCUCGGCUAGAUGUGGGCUGUUUGCUCAAGGCUUUCCGCAAAUUCAUUUUUUCCCCUGUUCUCCUCAUUUGUAACAAACAUAAUUUAGCCUACUCUCUCUGCCCAUUACAAAUUAGCAUAGGCUAGGUCACUUUUUAUACACAAACCGCAAUAACGAACUUUCAAUUGAAAGACGUAAGUUUAAACAACAGAAUAACAGAAUAUGAGAUGUAGGCCUGAUGUUUAGCUUUGACGAAGAAUACGACUUCAGUGUCAUAAAAGUGAAUCAGUAUUUAAUUUAACUUUUCAAAAGACUGUGCAGUUUGCAGUGCAACAAAACAACUUGUCAGAGGAAGUGAUAUGAUCUCUUCCGUAUUCCCAAAGCCUGUUAGCUUGGUGAAUUCAUCAUCGAAUGAAACGGUUCUUAUGUGGGCUGACCCGAAGCAAAUGGACUGGAUGUUUACACACUUGUCCGUCAGGUUGGCUCCAUGCGGCCUUAUAGAUAUCCAAAAAACUGUUAGACAUCCUGGAGAGCAGUGUAAGCCCUUUAAGUGCUCUAUGUUUAGAGAUCUAUUGCAGAGAUUUGAGCUGCCACGUCAAUAUCAACCGUUUUGAAUUUCUUCGAUCUCUGGAUGUCCAAACUGAAACAACUCCACAUGGAAGGAAUAAAGUUGAAGUUCUGUGCUUUUGCGAUGAUAGAAGUGGAAAGAAGUAACAGGAUCACGCCGGAGAAUUCACCGGGUUUGGAGCAUAAUUCCGGCUCUUUCUUUCCGUGUGACGACCUUCAAAAGUCUCCGCAUCUUCCUUUAGCGCAUCGACAUGAGUUUUUUAUGGGACGCUACGCUGACGGCGGCUCCGCGGACUUUACGCACGGGGUCAGCACAACAGAUCCCCGCGCCUCGCCUGGAAAGCAUACCAAGUAUUUGGAGAAUAUGAAUCAGGACCAAAAAACUUCUUCGAUCACUGAGAAGAACUCUUCAUUUUAUGAGACUAAUUCCGAUGCAGGAGAGAAGACCCUACCCAAACCCCUUGGCUAUCCUGCACUAAACUCAGAUUGCUGUGGAAAACUCAAAGAGCCGUCCAAUGAGCUGGCUGGAGACUCCAUCGCUGACUCCAUCGAUCUUUCUUGCAAGAACAAGAAGCGGCGAAACCGGACAACUUUCAGCACCUUUCAACUGGAGGAGCUGGAGAAGGUCUUUCAAAAGACACAUUACCCAGAUGUGUAUGCAAGGGAACAGCUGGCACUGAGGACGGAGCUCACAGAGGCAAGAGUGCAGGUGUGGUUCCAAAACAGACGGGCCAAAUGGAGAAAAAGAGAGCGCUAUGGGAAGAUGCAAGAGGUGCGAAACCACUUCGCUGCUACAUACGAUAUCUCCCUUCUCCCUCGCUCCGACACAUAUCAGAUGCAAAAUAACCUAUGGCCAAGCAGUGCAGGAACGGGAGGCGCGGGCGGAGCGGCCAGUGGUUGUGUUCUGGGCACGGAAAACAUGGCGUCAUCCUGUAUGACCCCUUAUCCCCAUCCUCACGGCAACCUACCCGGGCUUAUGAGUAUGUCUGCAUCUGCAGGCCAUCCUCCUCAUCAUCAUCAUCAUCACCACCCACCCCACCACCCUAGCAUCAACGGGAUAUACUCACUCCAUGGCUUCCCAGGAAGCCUGGGGGCCCAUUCCUUUGAGCCCGGACCAGAGUCUGAAUACAAGCCCUCAGGCCUGGUGGCCCUGCGCAUGAAAACCAAAGACCCUGGGAGCCUGUUAUCCUGGCCGACAUGACCGUGCAGCUGCAAUUGAGAUGACAUCACUGAGCCAACAAACAUUUAGCAUGCCUGCACAUACCGGCAUGUUCGUGUUACUCAGAAACACACAACUGAAAGACACUAUUUUUAAAUGCUCAAUGUACAUGUUUCUUUUUUGCAGGCUUCCAGGUGUUUUCACUGCAAAGAACCGGACUCUUUGUGUUGAUCUCUUUCGCUAUGGAAGCAUCUCAUUUGUUUGUGUGAUUUUGCUGAAACCCAAUGAGCCAUAAUGGGCUUUGCACACAACUUGCCUUAAUAUAAAAUUCUUUCUGGGAUACUAAAAUUGUAAAAAUGGUGUAAUAUUAAUUACCAAAGAGGAUGUGCAACAUGUUUAUUUAAGUAUGUUAAUGUUAAUCUCAUAGUUUCAGUGUAUGCAGUGUUUUAGCCCCAUUAGCCCCAGUCAAUAAAUGAUUUUACAUUUCCCAAAUUUGUGCAUUCAAAUACGUCACCACUAAAAUAAAUGUGCUUUUUUCCAAACCAUGGCAGGAAUUAAGCAUCUCUGCAUAUACAGUCAAACCAAAAAUUAUUCAGACAUAUUUGAUAUAUUUUUACUAGUGGGUGCAGGACACUAUAGUUCAUUUAUGUAAGUGAGGAUAUAAUAUAAGGGUUUAUGUAAGUGAGGAUAGCAAAAUAAAGUGAACUGUGACAUAUUAUACCCAAAAAUUCUUCAUACAGUGGACUAUCAGUAAAAUUGAUAAAAAUUUGGAACCAAAAAUUAUUCAGACACUUUGAUCUGACCAUGUUUUGCUUAAGUGUUAUCUGACAUAAUUAAGAUUAUUUUUUCUGACACAGUUUAACUCUGAGAUCUUGUCA